This is a messenger RNA of Chrysochloris asiatica (Cape golden mole), 3957 nucleotides long. RefSeq names its product nuclear factor related to kappaB binding protein (gene NFRKB). Lineage: Eukaryota; Metazoa; Chordata; Mammalia; Afrosoricida; Chrysochloridae. The record is from RefSeq and is a predicted model, not a curated record. The transcript is spliced from 25 exons. The coding region runs from base 28 to 3957 and encodes 1309 amino acids. Gene Ontology annotation, cellular component: Ino80 complex. Gene Ontology annotation, molecular function: protease binding.
ACCAAGAGUACCUUUGGCUAAUAAACGAUGGAUUCCUUGGAUCAUAUGCUGACAGACCCCCUGGAAUUGGGUCCAUGUGGAGAUGGCCAUGGCACUCGGAUUAUGGAGGACUGCCUACUGGGGGGUACCAGGGUUAGUCUGCCUGAGGAUCUCCUGGAGGAUCCUGAGAUAUUCUUUGAUGUAGUCAGCCUCUCAACAUGGCAAGAAGUGCUAAGUGACUGUCAACGUGAAUACCUCCAGCAGUUCCUGCCUCAUUUUCCUGAGGACAAUAUUGAGCAGCAAAGCCAGAUUAUCCUAUCCCUGUUCAGUGGGGAGAACUUCCGCUUUGGGAACCCUCUGCAUAUUGCACAGAAGCUUUUCCGAGAUGGUCACUUUAAUCCUGAGGUAGUCAAGUAUCGGCAGUUGUGCUUCAAGUCACAGUACAAGCGAUACCUCAACUCUCAGCAGCAGUAUUUCCAUCGACUGCUGAAGCAGAUACUUGCUUCCCGGAGUGAUCUACUUGAGAUGGCCCGAAGAAGUGGCCCAUCCAUUCCCCUCCGGCACAAACGCCCUUCCCCUUCACGCACCCCUGAGGAGCGAGAGUGGCGUACCCAGCAGCGAUAUUUGAAAGUUUUGAGGGAAGUGAAGGAGGAGUGUGGUGAUACCGCUUUAUCAUCUGAUGAAGAAGCCACGUUGGAUUUACAAGAAAAAUUUUCUUUUGAAGAUCUCAGCUCAUGGCUUCCGAGCUCUCCAGCGUGUUCUCCUAGUCCUGCGGUACCCCUCAGGGUGGUGCCCACACUUUCAACCAUGGAUAUGAAAACUGCAGAUAAAGUAGAACUGGGGGACGGUGACCUGAAGAUAAUGUUAAAGAAGCACCAUGAGAAGCGGAAACAUCAACCAGAUCACCCAGACCUCUUGACAGCAGACCUGACUCUCAGUGACAUCAUGACUAGAGUAAAUGCUGGUCGGAAGGGCUCUCUAGCAGCCCUGUAUGAUUUAGCUGUCCUUAAAAAAAAGGUCAAGGAAAAAGAGAAGAAGAAGAAACUAAAAAUGAUUAAAUCAGAGUCAGAGGAUCUGGCUGAACCCCUGAGUAGUACUGAGGGCAUCCCACCUCUUUCGCAGGCCCCAUCUCCACUGGCAAUACCUGCUAUCAAGGAAGAACCUCUUGAAGACCUCAAGCCUUGCCUUGGAAUUAAUGAAAUAUCUUCCAGUUUCUUCUCUCUCCUAUUAGAAAUCUUGCUGCUGGAGGGUCAGGCUAGCCUUCCUAUGCUGGAGGAGCGAGUUUUGGAUUGGCAGUCAUCUCCAGCUAGCUCUCUCAAUAGCUGGUUUUCUGCAGCCCCCAACUGGGCAGAGUUAGUGCUACCAGCCCUGCAGUAUCUUGCUGGAGAAAGCCGAGCUGUUCCUGCCAGUUUCUCUCCAUUUGUGGAAUUCAAAGAGAAAACUCAGCAGUGGAAAUUGCUUGGCCAAUCCCAAGAUAAUGAAAAGGAAUUGGCUGCACUUUUCCAGCUAUGGCUAGAGACCAAAGACCAGACUUUCUGUAAGCAAGAAAAUGAAGACAGUUCAGAUGCCACAACACCUGUUCCUCGGGUAAGAACGGACUAUGUGGUACGGCCCAGCACAGGGGAGGAGAAACGGGUUUUUCAGGAGCAGGAGCGUUACAGAUACAGCCAACCCCAUAAGGCAUUCACCUUUCGAAUGCAUGGCUUUGAGUCUGUUGUGGGGCCAGUGAAGGGUGUGUUUGACAAGGAGACCUCACUCAACAAAGCCAGAGAGCACUCACUGCUUCGCUCGGACCGGCCUGCGUAUGUCACCAUCCUGUCUCUUGUUCGUGAUGCUGCAGCUCGGCUGCCUAACGGAGAAGGCACGCGGGCAGAGAUCUGCGAACUGCUCAAGGACUCACAGUUUCUUGCACCGGAUGUCACCAGCACUCAGGUGAAUACAGUAGUGAGUGGUGCACUGGACCGGCUUCAUUAUGAAAAAGACCCAUGUGUGAAAUAUGACAUUGGACGAAAGCUGUGGAUCUAUCUGCAUCGUGACCGGAGCGAGGAAGAGUUUGAGCGGAUUCACCAGGCACAAGCAGCUGCAGCUAAAGCCAGGAAAGCCCUUCAGCAAAAACCCAAACCCCCAUCCAAGGUGAAGUCCAGUAGCAAGGAGAGUUCAAUCAAGGUCGUUGGUAGUGGCUCUUCAGAACAGAGCCAGCUGAGCCUCAGUGACUCCAGCAUGCCACCCACCCCUGUCACACCUGUGACUCCCACCACUCCAGCCUUGCCUACUACUCCUAUUUCUCCUCCAUCUGUCUCAUCGGUGAGCAAAAGUGCCCCCAGUACUGUCUCAGAGCCAGCUAAAUCUAGUUCAAGUGUUCUUCUGGUGUCUUCUCCAACAAUGCCCCAGCUAGGAACAAUGCUUUCCCCACCCUCCAGCCAAACUCCACCAACUUCUCAGGUCACCAGUCGGGGAGUGAGCCACGCCAGCUCUGCUGGACUGCCCCAAGUGCGUGUUGUGGCCCAGUCUAGCCUUCCUGCUGUUAGCCAGCAGUCAACAGGAUCUACACAAACGCUGCCACAGAUGCCAACAGGACCUCAGAUCCGGGUUCCAGCUACUGUUGCACAAACCAAAGUAGUGCCUCAGACGGUGAUGGCCACUGUUCCAAUCAAAGCCCAGGCUACAACAAGCACUGUGCAGCGGCCUGGAGCUGGGCAGACAGGGCUCACAGUGACUGGGCUCACUGCCACUGCCAGUCCCGUGAGUAAGUCAGCUACCAGUUCUCCUGGAAGCUCCACUCCAAGUUCUUCUACAGCAGCUGUCAUUCAGAAUGUCACAGGGCAGAACAUCAUCAAGCAGGUGGCAAUCACUGGGCAGCUGGGUGUGAAGCCCCAGACAGGCAACAGCAUUCCUCUCACAGCGACUAACUUCCGUAUCCAGGGCAAGGAUGUGCUGCGUCUACCACCGUCUUCCAUCACCACAGAUGCCAAAGGCCAGACAGUCUUGCGAAUCACACCAGACAUGAUGGCCACGUUGGCCAAGUCCCAGGUCACCACAGUCAAACUGACCCAGGACCUCUUUGGGGCAGGAAGUGGCACUGCAGGCAAAGGCAUCUCUGCUACCUUACAUGUCACCUCCAAUCCAGUCCACACUAACGAGAGCUCUGCAAAGGCCAGCUCAGCCAGUGCUCCUUCAUCUACUCCAGCAGGCACUGCUGUGGUCAAAGUGACUCCUGACCUCAAGCCAGCAGAAGCCUCAAGUUCAGCUUUUCGCUUGAUGCCAGCACUUGGUGUGAGUGUGGCAGACCAGAAGGGAAAAAACACAAUGGCCUCUUCGGAAGCAAAACCAGCUGCCACCAUCCGCAUUGUUCAGGGCCUUGGUAUGAUGCCUCCCAAAGGAGGCCAGAGUAUCACAGUUGCAGCCCAUGCCAAGCAGGGGUCCUCGGUGGCGAGUGGUUCUGGGACUGUGCAUACUUCUGCAGUGUCCUUGCCCAGUAUGAAUGCAGCUGUAUCCAAGACUGUGGCUGUGGCAUCUGGGGCUGCAAGCACCCCCAUCAGCAUCGGGACGGGAGCCCCCAGUAUGCGACAGGUCCCAGUUAGCACCACAGUUGUGUCUACGUCCCAGGCUGGGAAGCUGCCCACACGGAUCACAGUUCCACUUUCUAUGAUUAGCCAGCCUAUGAAGGGCAAAAAUGUGGUCACGGCCCCCAUCAUCAAAGGCAACCUUGGAGCCAACAUCAGUGGAUUGGGCCGCAAUAUCAUCCUUACUACCAUGCCAGCGGGUACUAAGCUCAUUGCUGGCAAUAAGCCUGUUAGUUUCCUCACUGCCCAGCAGUUGCAGCAGCUUCAGCAGCAAGGUCAAGCCACACAGGUUCGGAUCCAGACUGUUCCAGCUUCCCAUCUCCAGCAGGGAACAGCUUCUGGUUCCUCCAAAGCAGUCUCUACUGUUGUUGUGACUACAGCGCCAUCUCCUAAACAGGCACCUGAACAACAAUGA